CCUGGGGGGUUCAGGGGGUAAGAGGACUCCAGAAGGUGUAAACCUGAGAGAAGAUGUACCAGACUUUGUGGGUUCCCCCAGAGAGCUGACGCCAAGCUUCAGGGGCACGCCACCUCCUCUUCCUCCAACUACCUACAGGUCUAUCAUGUCUUCCCCGGGACCCUACUCAGGCAGCAGCCCCUCAUCUCCAGCUCGUCCUACCACACCUCAGUCUCGAGGCAGCCCAGUCCCUCCGCCUCCUCCUCCUCGUCCGUCCUCCCGACCAAAGCUGCCCCCGGGGAAACCAAUCACAGACCUGACCCGGCCAUUCAGUCCGCCAGUUUCAAGCAGCCCCCCGCCUUUUGCCCCCCUGGCCCGGGCAGAGAGCUCUUCAUCAAUCUCCUCCAUUACCUCACAGAGUGCAGCGUCCACCCCAACUUUAGGAAGGGACCUCAACUUGUCCACCACAGGGUGCUCCAGAGGUCCCAGUCCACUCACCAUGGGACCCCAAGACACUCUGCCAGUGGCAGCUGCCUUCACAGAAACCAUCAAUGCCUACUUCAAAGGCGCUGACCCCAGCAAAUGUGUUGUGAAGAUCACUGGGGAGAUGGUGCUGUCCUUCCCCGCUGGCAUAACCAGGCAUUUUGCGAGCCACCCAGCUCAACCUAUCCUCACUUUUAGCAUCAGCAACUUCAACCGACUGGAGCAGGUCCUCCCUAAUCCACAGCUGCUGUGCUGUGAUUCCACUACAGACAGUGUAGACAGAAAGGAGUUCUGGGUAAAUAUGCCAAACUUGAUUAGCCAUCUAAAGAAAGUGGCUGAACAGAAGCCUCAGGCGACAUACUACAAUGUGGAUAUGAUCAAGUAUCAGGUCUCAGCAGACGGGAUCCAGUCCACUCCUUUAAACCUGGCAGUGAGCUGGCGUGGCGAUGGCACCAACAUAGACCUUAGAAUAGACUACAAAUACAACACGGAGGCUCUGGCUGCCCCGGUGCCGCUUCACGACAUCAACUUCCUGGUUCCUGUUGAUGGAGGCAUUGCCAAACUACAGGCCAUGAUCCCACCUGCCACCUGGAAUCCGGAGCAGCAGACAAUACAGUGGAAAAUCCCAAGCUUGUCUCACAGGUCUGAGAAUGGAGGAGUAGGGGCUCUCCUGGGCCGGUUCCAGAUGAUCGAGGGUCCCUGUAAACCCUCCCAGCUGGCAGUCCAGUUCACAAGCGAAGGAAGCACUCUGUCAGGCUGUGACAUCCAGCUGGUCGGGACUGGCUACCGGCUAUCAUUGGUCAAGAAGAGAUUUGCUGCAGGGAAAUAUUUGGCAGAUAAUUAGAGGACCUGUUUGCGAACAGAACCAAGAAAAUCAAUGGCUUUUGACUGUGAAGACUAUGGAUCAUCCCAUGUUUAGUGCAUUUGAAAAUUUAUCUUUAGGAGCCAUUAGAUUUAAUGGCUGGAGUUUAUUAGAGUAACAGAUAACAACACACAGAGGUGAAAUGUGACAUUCUCGGUCAACUGACUGCUGCUGAGUUUAUGCAAGUAAAUACAAGUCAUUAGUUUUGUGCACUUGGAACACUUAUGAGCUUAUGUAGAGUAACGUUUAGGGAAACCCCAAGUCUAUGUUCUUGUUAACUUAAAAAUAAUUGUGGAUUUCAUACAGUGAUCCAGCUUUAUUUGUUCUAUUGUCCUCUUGUUUCACGGGUUAUCACUUUGAAUGCACUCUUAAAGAUGAUGGGAAUAAGUUGUAUGACAAAACAAUCUUAAACGAGGUGGAAAAGAUGGAAAACGUUUUAACAUAGGUUUGCUUUGCAGAUGUAUUCCAAUUAGUGAUAGUCACAUGGUACUGUCUGAUUUGCACUGCCACCUUUAAAUCAGAUGUUUUUGUUUAUUUUCAACAUGUGUGACUGUCGUGAUCGUUGCCCGAGCAGGAUGUAUUCCUCUGUGUGGACAGCUUUGACACCGUCACAUCCUUUUUAUCUGUCUUAUGAUUAAAGGUGACAGUUUAAAAUGACCUGCAGCACUGGAAGAACAUCAGCACUAUGAAUCCUAAGGUGCUCUUGACAUGGAAUUAUGUUUGCACCUCAGUCCUGGGAACUUUAGGGAACAAUUUGAUCAUGGGUCAUGAUCAUUUCCUUCUAGCACAUAAAUUCAAUUUUGUAGGGAAACUCGUCAGAAUAAAGGGCGGAAUAAUUAGAGCAAAUAAAACUGUUUGCUCUAUGAUUUGUAUGCUUGAUCCAUUUAUUCAUCAUAAGCCCAUGUUAACCAAGAUCCAAACUUAAUGCUUAUUUUCCUUCCUUAGACUGAAUGAACCAUUUUGAUUUGGUUUGGAAAGUUAUGGAUUGGAUUAUUGGAGCUAGAAGUGGCCAUAUUUGGAUGACUGGGUUGCGUGCUAAGUUCGCUCUAGGUUCACUUAAGUAAUAUAGAGCAGAGACUUCUAGGGCAUGAUGUGCAACACAGCAGGACAUUUGGCAGAUGGCUCCGAGAAUGAUCAAAAAGACACCCACAUGCACGACGGGUCUAGUUCCUAUUAACAGAGGUGAUGCCUUGCAGAAAACGAGUGGCAUAGUUAGUCCACUGUGGACACCACUGUCAUUGGAAAUGGAAAGUUUUUUUACUGAAUUGUAAAUGUUAGAGGUGGGAAUCACCAGACGGUUGGGUGAAAGUCACAUAUCUGUUGAUGUCUUCACAGACAAAUUCACAUUUGAGCCGAUGUGAGUUUACUAACUAACGUUAUCUCAGGAUGAUGGUGAUUGACCUGAGCGCUUUUGUUCGUAGUAUUCAGAGUAUUUUCAUUCAUUUCAUAAAAUAUCGAUAUUUGGUGUUCAUGUAUUGAUAAAAUACUGCAAUAAUAUGCAGUGUCAUUUUUUCCCCACCUCCUAGUUUAUGGAGAUUGACUCAUUUUUGGAGGCAGCCUCGAGUGGACGUUAAAGGAACUGCAGUUUUGGUCAUUUCAGAGUCAAAAAUCAGGCCUCAGUUUGUUGAGUGCAAAAGUCAGAAAGUGAAGAAUUUCUUUACAAACCACACUUGAUGUGCUGGAAAGACUGUGCUCAGGGCUGAAGCGCAUACAUAACGCCAUACUUUCACACACACAGCCUUUAAACACUACUACUGGAAGCAUUUUUACCAUUAACGAGUCGUGUUGGCAGAGAGUUAGAGCAGUGUGACCUGGUGCACAACAAACACAUCGAAUUACCACUAAAGGGCAAGUGCAAUGUUGAGAUACAUCAAAGGUCUCACAUUACAGGACACAGGUGGAGUUUGUGGUGGUGUUUUGUGGGUAGAAUUGGAUUAUACUGAGCUGAUGCUUAUGUGUGAAGCUGCUACUUUCACUGGGACAGCUCGGGUAAUUUAUCCAGAAGUUAUAUUAGAAAGUCUAGAGCCAGAUGCAAGAGUGCCAUACACUGAGGAAAAGGACCUUUAAGUUUCCAGAGAAAUCUAAAGGGACCAGGGCUGAUGAUUGUAGGAGUUGCCUUUGAUGCUGCUUAUAACUCUGACAAUAAUCUUUGAUGGAGGACAUCACAGAGCAAUGAAAAGAAGUGUCUAUCAAAAAGACAGCACUAUUUAUUUCCCUGCUUUAUUUUCUCCCUUUUCCCACCAUGUCGAAUAAAUGUUUUAUCAUUUUCUAAUAGCAAUAUUUAAAAGACUUAAGUGUAAAAAGUGUACAUAAAAAGCUAUGUUUCAAAUAUUUCUCUGAGCAUAUGGACGUGUCUGUGAUCGUCUCUUGGUUUAUUGAUGUCAGCGCUCAUAAUGCAUUUGGUUCUGCGUAACGACACACAACACUCUCUUCAUCUAACGUGGGUUUCUUGUAACAAAAAAACAAAGAGAAAAAAAAAGAAAAGGUGUUGAUGAAUAACUCCAAACAGUGGCGCAUGAAAUCUGCACCUGUCCAUCGCCGGUCUUAUCAAUGCAAUACCACUUUAUCCAUUUCAGUGAGGUCAUGAUGUGUGUGUUGUUGUAUCAGUGUGCUUUGAGAAGAGACUCCUUUGCCUUCACUUGCGCCUCCAUUCUCUAUUUUGCUGGUGAUGCACCUUCAGAAACUCAUUGUCAAUCAAAUCUGGCAUGCGUUCAAUGACGUACCCAUCCCAUGCAUCCGAUAUAGGUGUUUGACAUCCUCCUGUGUUUGACUUGCACACAAAAGCACACCUUCAAUUUUCUUCAUGAAACAAAUUGUUGCUUCAUGUCACAUGUGUGUGUUUCACUUUUUUACAGAGCGUUUCCAUGUGUUGACUCACACUUUGGACUCGGGCAAAAUUUAGUUCCUUAGAAAAAAGAAACAUGGCUUUUUUUUGGUUGAGUAAGAACGACUUAUGUUUUUCUUCUGUUGAAUAUGCUUAUAUUUUUCUUUGCCUUAUUUUUGAGUGUACACUAAUAUUCCAAAACCAGAGGUUUUCUGUAAGUUUAUUUUUUCUACAACUUUUUUGGCUGUAUGUAUUCUUUCACUGCAUUAGGAUCAGAAUAUGCAAACAUUUCAUGUAAAUUUCCCAUCCAAAGAUUUUGAGAGUAAAUAUAUGAAAAAAAAGUCAUUAUAAUGUAAUACCUGUUUUACUUGGUAAUAAAGAAGAGGAAAUAAGAGUCA
This is a messenger RNA of Oreochromis niloticus (Nile tilapia), 4546 nucleotides long. Its product is annotated as SH3-containing GRB2-like protein 3-interacting protein 1. Gene Ontology annotation, cellular component: clathrin-coated pit; clathrin-coated vesicle; plasma membrane. The coding region runs from base 146 to 1306 and encodes 386 amino acids. The record is from RefSeq and is a predicted model, not a curated record. Gene Ontology annotation, biological process: synaptic vesicle endocytosis; clathrin coat assembly; clathrin-dependent endocytosis. NCBI's taxonomy places the organism in Eukaryota, Metazoa, Chordata, Actinopteri, Cichliformes, Cichlidae. The transcript has 10 exons.